AUGUCAUCUCUCUGCAGCUCCAAUACCACAGAGAUUAUGUUCAUUUUAACGGGCAUCCCCGGGCUGGAAGCAGCACACAUCUGGCUCUCCAUCCCCUUCUCUUCCAUUUACCUUGUCGCACUGGUAGGGAACUGCACGAUCCUGUUGAUCAUCAAGACCGAUCCCAGCCUCCAUGAGCCCAUGUACUAUUUCCUCUCUAUGCUGGCUCUCACUGAUAUGGGCUUGUCGCUCUCUACAAUGCCAACGGUGCUGAGAAUAUUCUGGUUGAACUCCAGGGAAAUCAGCUUUGAUGCCUGCUUUGCUCAGCUUUAUUUUGUGCAUACGUUCUCCUUCAUGGAGUCCACAGUGCUCCUGGCCAUGGCCUUUGACCGCUACAUGGCCAUCUGCAAACCUCUGAGAUAUGCCUCCAUCCUGAACAGUGCCAGAAUCGCCAAGAUAGGGGUGGCCAUCCCAUGCCGAUGCAUUGUAGCUGUGACGCCAUCGCUCUUCCUGCUGAGAAGAUUGCCGUUCUGCAGGUCCCGUGUGCUUUCCCAUUCAUACUGCCUGCACCAGGAUAUGCUGAGGCUGGUCUGUGCAGACACCACGUUCAACAGUCGGUAUGGCUUAGCGGUCGUCAUUGUCAUCAUUGUUUUAGAUCCAUUGCUCAUUGUUGUAUCCUAUAUUAUGAUCAUUAAGACAGUUGUGGGCAUCGCUUCCCCAGAAGAACGUCUCAAGGCCUUCAACAACUGUCUGUCCCACAUCUUUGCUGUGCUAGUACUGUACAUCCCCAUGGUCGGCUUGUCCCUGGUCCAUAGAUUUGGCAAACACACUUCUCCUCUGGUUCAUGUCCUCAUGGCAAACAUUUACCUGCUUGUCCCCCCUGUGCUGAAUCCCAUCAUUUACAGCAUCAAAACGAAGCAGAUACGCAAGGGGGUCCUCAGGCUCCUUGGUCAAAGGAUGACUUAUUCAGACUAA
Molecule: messenger RNA, 954 nt
Organism: Alligator mississippiensis (American alligator)
Lineage: Eukaryota; Metazoa; Chordata; Crocodylia; Alligatoridae
Product: olfactory receptor 51Q1
Exons: 1
Coding region: 1-954 (317 amino acids)
Biological process (GO): G protein-coupled receptor signaling pathway
Cellular component (GO): membrane
Molecular function (GO): olfactory receptor activity; G protein-coupled receptor activity
Source: RefSeq, a predicted model, not a curated record